GAGCCGCCGGCGCGUGUAUGUUUGGGUGGGGAUACGGCGGCGUCGCAGGUCGGACGGCUGUUACCGUCUUCUCGACAUCCCUUUAAAAUAUUUCAGAUAACUAUUCACUACCCGGAUUGUGUGUUGUUAUGUUGGAUUUCCCGUCGAUUUAGUGUUUACAUUUUACGUGCAUCGUGCGACAACGGAGUGUGCCGAACCGUCGGCGAGCGAUACGCAGUACGCAUCGUCUGGCCUCCGGCCGUUCGCGUCGCAUUUUCGACCGACAACGGUCUGCCGUAUUCACAUCGUAUAAACAAUAUUUUUUAAAUUAUUAUUUUGUUUUGCCUCUUGACGACACUCGAAUUACGACCCAGCGCCGCCGAGACGAUAUCGCUUCAAUUCUAAUUUUAUUAAUAUACGAUUUAUUUUUUGAAUUUAUUUUAUGUUCAACGGUUUUUCACUCUUAUUUGAUUUCUAAAAUGGCUCAACAAAAAUCGAAGAUUAUAAAUUUUGACAACUCAUUGCGCAUGUACAACCGAAAGGUGCUCAGAUCGAAAAUGCAUUUGUAUACCAAAAAGUAUAUUGAUAACUUGUUUAACAAUGCUAUUUUUAGCAAAUGUGAAGUUUCUGUGGUAAAGUUUACUGCCGAAGACAUAGAAAAUUACAAAUCGAGCUUGACUAAAGGUAAAGAUAGUACACCCAAAGAAGAUGGCAAUACAUUUAAAGAUGAUAAUUCUUCUAAAAACAAUAAAAAGUCCAAGGUCGUUAAAAUGCCUAAAGAUAAAAAUACAUCUAUAGACAGCGAGCCUGCUAAAAAAAAACAGAAGUUGGAUACAGAUGGAAUAGAUGUUUUGAAGAUAGUGUUAUCUAGAGAGGGUGAAACUGAUAAAUUUAAAGCACAAUUUAAGUCUUCAUUAAAGCCUAMUAAAGAAAUUGCAUCUACUAGUACUGAGGAGGCGGUUCCCAUUGUAAUUGAUUGUGAAGAAUCUACUGAACCUACAACUUCUUCAACUAAAGAUUUAAAUCCAAGGAUUUGGGUCAUUGAUGUCAGGAAUAUGAUGGAUGAAGAUAAUUACGUCAGGUGGAUGAAAAUGUUUCUUCCUGAUAAAAAUUUCAAACAUCCAAUGAAUGCCAUGAGAAAGUUAGCAGUUGCUAAACCCUCUACAGUUGGAUCAUCACAUAGUACCAAAGUAAAUGGAAUGAAACACCCUUUAAAUGGCAGAAAUCAUGUAAAAGGAAAUUUAAUUGAAAUUGAAAAAUUGUAUAAAAAGUAUUUUAGCAAAUCUGUACAAGAUACUAUUGUGAUUAUUGCAAAUAUACUCAACAUAAUUUCAAUGUCAAACAAACAUCACAAAGCAAGAAUGGAUGAAUCUUUUAAGAAAAGAUCUGAAGCUGAAAAACUUAAGGAAAGAUGUGAUGCAAACCGAUUACAUGGAAGACAUAAAAAAAUUUUGGAAACAAAGUUGAAGAGCAAUUUUAUAGAAGUUGUAUCAUCUUUUGAAGAAUCAGAAUUUGAUUCAGCAUUUCAAAUGUUUUUUCUAAGUAUAUUAACUGUACUUCGAGUUUUGGAUCAGCCAAAGUUCAGAAAAGGCAGCAUCUUCAAAAAUUUAGUACUUUUAUUAUGGAAUAGUUUGAAAAACAGUGAAUAUAACCAUCCCAAAAUCUUUUCAAUGUUCCGGUCUAAGACAUUUCGACCCGAUUGCAUUGAUUUAAUAAGUUUGAUUGAAGAUAGUCGAGAUGUUGAUCCCGGAGUWACCGAUCGCAUGUCUUUGUUUUUUGUAUCAACAGUAAAUAGCCGUGAAUAUUUUCAAGCAGUUAUUAAUGCUGUCACUAGUGAUUCGAAUGAAGACCUGGCAGUAUUAAUUGAUAAUGCUACCUUUCAAUGUUGCAUUAAUUCAAAAUUUAAAGAUCCUGUAGAUUCAUCAAAUGACAAAAUACCAGUAACAGAAACAAUUCAAAGCCCUGUAAUCAACUCUGCUGAGACAAUUCAACACUGGUUCCUAGCCAAAAAUCCCGAUGGAACUUACCAACAAAUACCUUUGUUAAAUGGAAAUAAACCUCAAACAAUUGGUAAUACAGCAGUAGAACAGUCUAUUAUAACGAGCCAGCCCUUGAACAACUUUUAUGAAUCAUUCUCUACUUCAUUACAAAAGAAACCUUCUGAAACUUCUACUUCUCAAAUGAUACAAGCAAAGAAAUGUAUAGUUGUUACUUCUAAUAUUUCUAAUAGUAUGGUCCAAGCAAUAGCAUCAUCAUCACAAACUGCAACAUCAACACCAUUACCAACACCAUCAUCAUCAUCAACAACAACAACAUAUGUGACAUUCAAACCUCCAAUCCAAAGUAAAAAAUCCACGCAAAACAAUCUGCUUCAGAGAGCUGCUGAAGGCAGCACUAUUUUACUUGGUAAUAAACAAUAUCAAUUGAUUAAGGGGCCUUCAGGUCAAAUGCGAGCAGUAGUUAAUGGUACUAAUAUAUUAGUCAAAUCAUCUCCAACCAAUAUUAUCAAAUGCUUUGCGAGAAAUUGUAAAAACCCUGCAACAAUAAUGUGUAGUAGCUGUACUACUGUGAAAUACUGUUCCCAUAACUGCCAACGACGUGACUGGUAUGAUAGUCAUAUAAAUGACUGUGAACGACUGCUAAAUAGAAGACAGACUCAACCCUAAACUUUCCAUUGUAUAUGUAAAUAAUUUCAAUGUGUUAUAUUUAUAUUAAAAGGUUUUUCAAGAAAAUAUUUAUAAAAAAAAAAAAAUGGUUUAUAACAGGAUAUUUUUAUGUUUCUUAAGUUUGUAUAAUUAACGUUAAGGUUGUACUAUUACUAUUAUGUUAAAUGUAAUAAUGCUAUAUAGUUUUUAGGGUUGUAUGUUCUUAAUUUUUUUUUUUAUCUGUACUACAGUUAUUGUUUUUCCAGGAAUGGAUCAUCAAAAUAAAUAACUAACUUUUGGUAUUUUCAAAUUGUAUAAUUGUUUCUUAGUACACUCUUUAUUUGAAAAUCAAUUUAAAAAAAAAAAAAAACUUAUUCUGAGGAAAGGGAAUAGACUGAGCCUUUUGUAUUUAUUUUAUGUUAGGUUCUGAAUAUAAUGGUAACUCAAAGAAAAAGUGCAUGUCAACUGUUUGACCCACUACAGUAAAACUUCUCAGUUUAUAAAUAAAAUAAAUAAUUUAUGUAUGUGUAAAUAAUUUGUAAUAUUUCUUUGUAAUGUAAUAAAUAUUGAGUUCUUUUGAAACUAA
Messenger RNA from Diuraphis noxia (Russian wheat aphid), 3210 nucleotides. RefSeq lists its product as uncharacterized. NCBI's taxonomy places the organism in Eukaryota, Metazoa, Arthropoda, Insecta, Hemiptera, Aphididae. The record is from RefSeq and is a predicted model, not a curated record.